This is a messenger RNA of Melanotaenia boesemani (Boeseman's rainbowfish), 3859 nucleotides long. RefSeq names its product calcium binding and coiled-coil domain 2 (gene calcoco2). The transcript is spliced from 15 exons. The coding region runs from base 16 to 1875 and encodes 619 amino acids. The record is from RefSeq and is a predicted model, not a curated record. NCBI's taxonomy places the organism in Eukaryota, Metazoa, Chordata, Actinopteri, Atheriniformes, Melanotaeniidae.
UCCGAGCAGCACUGAAUGCACACUUGCCUGGGUGUCGGGACGACGAAGCACGACGUAGUUCUUAGGUCUACGACGCUGACAACAAAUCCCACCAUGGAUAGCCCUACAGAGGCAGCAGCAGCGGGUGAUCUCUCGCCUCACACCUUCUCUCAGGUGGUCUUCAUCGACAUCCCCCACUCAUACCCGCCCUCAACCCACAUCACCUGCUGCUACACCCUCAAUGCUGCAUUCCAGUCUAACUCCAGGGACUGGGUGGGCAUUUUCAAGGUGGGUUGGAGUUCAACCAAGGAUUAUCACACUUUUGUCUGGGUGGAGCUACACAAUGAUGUGGAUGGGCAAGAGGCGAUUACAAGGCAAGCCUUGUUUAAAGAUUACUACCUGCCAAAAGACGAGAUCGAGUUCUACCAGUUCUGCUACGUUGACAGUACGGGGCAGGUGAGAGGAGCCAGCACGCCCUUCUGUUUCAGAAAUGCAGUUGGGCAAAGCUUGGAGAGCAGCGCUGAAGACGACCUUCUGGUUGUUACCACACAGGAGCAAGUUGAUCAGAGCCUGCGUGAGAAAACUCGGCUUCAGAAAGAGUUGGAUGCCAUGAGAUUGGAAAAUGAAACCUUAAAAAGCACUCUGCUGAUGGAGCAAAGAGAAACUGCUAGCUUCAAGGUGGAGAUUGAGAAGAGCCAGGCAGCACAGACUGAACUGGUGAAAGGAAUGGAUCAGAUCAAGGUGGAAAAUGAAAAUCUUAAGAGCAAGUUGCAGGCACAGCUGCAGGAGAAUAACCACUUGAAGGAGGAGGUCCAGUUGGCAAAGCAGAGGGAAUUACAAUAUGACACCACGGAGCAGAGCCAGAGCUUGAAUUCAUUAAGAAAAAAAGAGGAGAGAUAUGAUCAAGCUGUGAUGAAGAUCAAUCAACUAAAAGAAGAACGUGAGAAGCUGAAGGAGAAGGAUUUUGCUCAAGAUAAGGAGAUUACCGAUCUAAAAGCCAAACUCAGAGAAAGAGAACGAGAGCUGUUGAAAACAAAGGACGCCAUCCAGCUUUUACAGGUUGACGUUCAGAGCAGUAAGAAAGAGAAGGAGCGGCUCACUGCAGAGCUCCAGAAGUUGCAAGGCGUAGCACAGAGCAUAGAUACAGUGACAAGAGAGAACAAGGAGUUGGUUCGGAGGCUGUCGAACCAGGAGACUGUGCAGAAUUCUUCAGAAAAUGACCUGACGGUGCAGUGUCAGACUCUUGGCAGGCAGCUGCAAGAAACACAGGAAAAGCUGACUAAUGAGAGGGAGGAAACAAGGAACACCAAGAGGCAAGUUGAGAUCCUGAAAGAUGAGCUGGGACGUGUCAAGGAGAAGCUGGCGAAAAUGGUGAUAUCGUACGAGCAAGAGCAACAGAGAAAUUCCAAAUAUGAGAUGCAAUGUAGAGAGAUGAAUGGAAUGAUUGCAGACAAGAACAUAAACAUUGAGGACCUGGACCAGCAGCUUGCUCUUGUGACUCGAGAGAAAGAUGAGCUCACCAAAGAAAACUUGGAACUCAAAGAUCAAAUUGAAGGGCUGCGUAGAGUUUUCACCAGCCAUGACGCAGCUUCUGCUGACUCAGCAUACAUGCAGCCUAAUGUCACCUCUCCAGCUGGUGACACUUCAGCCUCCAAUGACCAGCAGGCACCAGACCAGUCCGAUAACAUCUAUGAAACCAUAGAUAGCAUUGAAGGAUUACAGGGAGAGGAGCAGUCACUGGUGUGUCGUCACUGCCAGGAGAGUUUCCCGGGCAUUACCCGAGACGAACUGGAGCAGCAUGAACAGAGUCACCGAGUGUGUCCCUUCUGCACAAUGAUCUGUGACCAUAUGGAGCAGUCCGUGUUUGAGGAUCACGUCUAUGGCCACGAGUUGUGAGCGUGGUGUCAGGCUAUGAAUGUGGCCUGAGCUUUUCUUAAAAGAUGGGCAGGUGUAGACGUUUGACUGUUUCCUUAACCCUUUAAGCUUUUGGGGGUCUGCCAUGCCAGCUUCCAGGGAUUUGCAAAAUGCCUGUGUUAUCUCAGCACUGUGGCCAAAAGAAAAGUUAAAGCCUUUUUUUAUUUAAAACCAGGGUUGCCAAAGCAGUUCUCUCGUUUCACCCAUUAAAGGAACAUUAUGAAUAAUCAGUAGCAUCUAGAGUGUAAGUUGGAGGUAGCAACCAUCUCAAAUGGCUUGUAGGCUCUGGCUUCAUAAGACUAAAUUACUUAACAAGAGUCAUUUUGAACCAGAUAUUUUCAGGGGUGGAUGGAAAAUCUCUAUUGAAGUUAAUUCUGUUGACAUUUUGGCCACCACUCUGUGACAUUUCAGGACUCUUGUGCAUGAAUGAAAACAACCAACUUUACCACCACAUCUUUACUUGUUUAUUCUUGUUUCCUGAAAUUGGCUGACUCAUGCACCAGACUGUUAUUGCCUUACAUCUCGAACGUGUUACCUCAAACAUCUUACAAAACAAAAUCCACAACCUUGCCACAUUUUUUUCCACUGUUGCCCCAAAAACAGUACUUUUCUUCUGUGUGCCUUUUUAUGGCAGUAAUAUGGCCCGCUGUAAAGGGUAAAAUUAGUGGUUGUGAGACAAUGAAAUUGCCAAAUUGAUUGGGUCUCAAUUAAAAUUUACUUUUCAGUUAUAUAUCAUUCUUCUCAUAAAUCCUCUUUCAGGUUAAAUAUUAUUUUAUCUACAUGUUAAAUCACUUCUUAAUGGGUAAAACAAAAUAAAUCAAACAUUUUUCUGGGCAAAUUUCAGUUUUGCCAACAACAUUCUGCACACUCACAUAUUUCUUAACUCCCUGUAAUAACCUGGUGGGGUCGAGCCAUUACUUAAUAUUCCUGUUGAACGUGAGGUUUGUUUUAGGGCAAAGCGUCAUCAGUUUCCACACAGAUAUUGUUUGUUUUUUCUGUUCAUCUUGCAUUAUUAUUACAGUAUAUGCAGAAAACUUAAGCUAAUACAAAUACACUUUAUUAAUAAAAGGUGGGUUGGUGUUGGAUCUGUACUUUUGCUUUUAAUUUGUGGUAUUACCGCCACUGAACUUUACUGUUUUGCUGUCAGUUUAACAAGUUGCCUUUAUGUUACUGUUUUUUGUUCUGACAAAAGCACCCAAAAUUUUGGCUAAAGCAGCACUGAGGUGUUUGGCAUGGCUAGGCCUACAGGCAUGUUUAGAAAUGCUAAACUGUUAGACCCACCUCCAACACUGAACAGUUGGAGGCGCUGAGUCUCCACUUGGGUGUCAAUAAACCAUAGAAGAAGAGAGGAACAUGCUAUGUAAACAAUAAGAGCUCCAGUCCUUUAAUAGUGAAAAUAUUAAAUUUGUUACAACUGGAACAGGUCUGCCUGUUUCAUAAUGUCCCUCUUCUAACUUUUUAUAUUAAAUUGGCAACGUUUUCAUUUGAAUUUCACUACUAGAUAAAGAUUUUUUGUUCUUGCUGCUCUGUGCAGGAUUUAAUACAAAGUGCAAUUAAAUAAUGAUUUUUGGCUGAAUAUUAAUAAUAUGCAACACCAGUUAUGCAAAAAUAAUAAAACAGUUUUAAACAAGUUUUAAGUAUAAACUUAAAAAGACCCAAGGAGCAUGUUGCAAAAAUGUUUUGGCAUGAAUGGUUUAUGUGAGAGAUGAGAAAUUAUCCUUAGAGUGGACGAAUGUGUAAUUUCACAUAAAACUGAUAGCAAAGCUUUGCAUGAACAUGUCUCACGAACAUGAGGGAAUUCUGAUUUUCUAUAAUGGGAUCGGAGUUUAUUUAAUGGUUUCUGAUUGUAACUGUUAAAUUAUAUGAAGGAGAAGCAAUGUUAUGAGAACUUAAGUCAAUUAUUUGAAAUAUAUUCAAGCUGUAAAUGCAUUUAAAAAUUCUGCAGAAUAAUAAAAACUCAAACAUA